Molecule: messenger RNA, 345 nt
Organism: Penicillium oxalicum
Lineage: Eukaryota; Fungi; Ascomycota; Eurotiomycetes; Eurotiales; Aspergillaceae
Exons: 1
Coding region: 1-345 (114 amino acids)
Cellular component (GO): mitochondrion
Source: RefSeq, a predicted model, not a curated record
AUGCGAAACGGCUUCCAAUUUGUUGCGCGAAUCCCUUACCAUGUCACCGAACCAAAAUACUUAGCGGUCGCUAGUGAAGUGGCAACGACCGAUUUUCUCCGUUCUCAGGGCAUUCCUGUCCCUGAAAUUUUCGGUUACUCUGCCGUUGCGGAUAAUUCUGCGGGUACUGAAUAUAUCUCCAUGGAACUUGUCCAAGGACAAAAUCUUGGUGAUAUCUGGUAUACAUUAUCUGAAAAGGAGAGGGAAACACUAGUCACAAAGCUCGUGCAACUGGAGUCUCGUCUAUUUGCCUUACGGUUUCCGGCAAGUGGAAAUCUCUAUUACUACGAUGAUUUGCUGGCCUAG